Hypanus sabinus (Atlantic stingray) is the source of this 2909-nucleotide messenger RNA. RefSeq names its product formin-binding protein 1 (gene fnbp1b). Lineage: Eukaryota; Metazoa; Chordata; Chondrichthyes; Myliobatiformes; Dasyatidae. The coding region runs from base 225 to 2123 and encodes 632 amino acids. The record is from RefSeq and is a predicted model, not a curated record. The transcript has 17 exons. Gene Ontology annotation, molecular function: protein binding. Gene Ontology annotation, biological process: signal transduction.
CGCUCGCUGUCAGCCGUUGGCCAUAUUGUCAAACUGCUCUGUGGGGUGAGGAGCGGAGAACCAUGAAGGGGAAAUAAACCGUGAGCCGAAUCCACACAAAAGCCUCCUCUUACCGAGCGGAUUAUUCAGGCCACUUUCUUCUCCUGUCAUUUGCCGGCGGUGGCGUCUUUGUGGUUUUCGCUUCAGUUAAUUUUAAUUUUUAAUUGUGGAAUAACCCGCCGACCAUGAGCUGGGGAACGGAACUGUGGGAUCAGUUUGACAACUUGGAAAAACAUAUGCAAUGGGGGAUUGAAUUUGUAGAGAGGUACAACAAGUUUGUGAAGGACCGAACAGAUAUUGAGAUCAACUAUGCAAAGCAGCUUAGGAACCUUUCAAAGAAAUAUCAGCCAAAAAAGAAUUCCAGAGAAGAGGAGGAACAAAAAUUCACAUCCUGCCGAGCAUUUCAGACUCUUCUGAAUGAAAUGAAUGAUUAUGCAGGCCAGCAUGAAGUUAUUGCUGAGAACAUGAGCGGACUAAUAUUUGCAGAGCUGGCACGCUAUAUCCAGGAGCUCAAGCAAGAGAGGAAAAUGCAUUUCCAAGAAGGACGAAGGGCACAGCAACACAUCGAAAGUUGUUGGAAACAACUUGAAGCAAGCAAGCGAAGGUUUGAGAGAGAUUGUAAAGAAGCAGAGCGAGCUCAGCAACAUUUUGAGAAGAUGGAUGCUGAUCUGAACGUAACGAAGGCUGAUGUGGAAAAGGCUCGGCAGCAGGCCCUGACUCGACACCAGAUGGCAUCAGAUAGUAAGGGAGAGUAUCUCAGUAUUCUUCAGAACUUCAAUAAGGAACAGCAUGAACAUUAUUACACAAACAUACCAAAUAUAUUCCAGAAAAUUCAAGAUCUGGAUGAGAGAAGAAUAAUUAGAAUUGGAGAUUCAAUGAAGACCUUUUCUGAAGUUGACAGACAAGUCAUUCCUAUCAUUGGAAAAUGUCUUGAUGGAAUCACAAAAGCAGCUGAAUGUAUUGAUGAAAAAAAUGACACGCAAUUAGUGAUUGAGGCUUUCAAAUCUGGAUUUGAACAGCCUGGAGAUGUUGAAUUUGAAGAUUUCAGCCAGACUAUGAAACGAACAGUUUCAGAAAGCAGCCUCUCCAAUAGCAGAUCUGAUGGCAAACAGGACAAGUGUGGCAAAUCCAAAGGCAAACUCUGGCCUUUCAUCAAGAAAAAUAAGCUUAUGUCCCUUUUGACAUCUCCUCAUCAGCCCCCUCCUCCUCCUCCUUCCUCUUCCACACCUUCUGCUGUUCCAAAUGGCCCUCAGUCUCCCAAGCAGCAAAAAGAGCCCCUCUCUCACCGCCUGAACGAAUUUAUGACCUCCAAACCUAAAAUCCACUGUUUCAGGAGCCUAAAGCGGGGGCUUUCUCUCAAGCUGAAAAUGUUGAAUACACAGGUCUGGAGUCUGAUUGAGGGUUCAGGACCAGAAGACUUCAGUCAUCUGCCACCAGAACAACGAAGAAAGAAACUACAGCAGAAAAUUGAUGAGAUUAACAAAGAAAUCCAGAAGGAAUCUGAUCAAAGAGAUGCUUUAACAAAGAUGAAGGAUGUCUAUAUUAAGAAUCCUCAAAUGGGUGACCCCAACAGUGUGGAUCCCAGGCUGGCUGAAAUUGGGCAGACUAUUGAGAAAUUGCGACAAGAGAGUCAGAAAUUUGAGGCAUGGCUUGCAGAGGUAGAAGGUCGUUUACCAGCUAAAGCUGAUCAAACACGGCGGCAGAGCGAAAUGUAUGAGCUGCAGAGCAGUGCUGUCAACAACUGUGCACAGGACAGAGAGAGCAGCCCUGAUGGGAGUUAUACCGAAGAACAGAGCCAGGACCCUCAGUUAAAAGUUGCAGCCCAGAACGAAUUUGAUGAUGAGUUUGAUGAUGAAGAAGUACUGACCUCAAUUGGCACAUGCAAGGCCAUGUAUGCUUUCGAAGGUCAGAAUGAAGGAACUAUAACAAUUGUGGAAGGAGAAACAUUGAGUGUGAUUGAGGAAGAUAAAGGAGACGGUUGGACAAGAGUUCGACGAAAUGAAGAUGAGGAAGGAUACGUUCCCACGUCUUAUGUGGAAGUCUAUUUGGACAAAAGUGUCAAAGGUGCAAUGACUUAUAUAUAGUUUUAAACAAACUCUAGGUAAAAUAUAUGUUAGACAGGAUCUGAUUUACAUAUACAAGAGAAUACAACAAAGUGCAAUACAUUGUGCGGUUAUGCAAUUUCAUUAUUUCGCACAAUAUGAAGUGACAUUUUCAUGUUGCUGCGUAGAAGGAAGGGAGAACUCUCAAGUGCUGUUGGAAGUUUAAAACCAGUGAAGUUGACUCUAGCACAUCCUAAUAUCAAUGCUAAAGUUAGGAUUCGGAGUACAGUAUUAUGAUUGAAAAUUAACAUUCUCUGUCUGUGCCAAUACAAACAAUAUGCUUUUCUUAUCUUACAAACUAAAAUCAAAUCAUGGUCCAUAAAGAGGAAAACUAAUAUUUUAUCAUCACAAAAUCUAAUACAUCAAAUAAUGUGUUUUUAUUCAUACGCAGAUUUUACUGUAUUAUUAAAUAGCUGCAUAAUUUUAUUUAUUUAAAGAACAUUAUGAGUUUUAUGGCCAUAGAGUUCUCUAUCCACAUCCAUGCUGAUGCAGCUGCAUUGUAUUACAUUAUCGCCUAUAGUGUAAGUAAUUUUCAAGGUCAUAUCAUUGCCUUUUUCUGCUGUUUUGCUGACACCAUGCAGUAUUGUGACAGUGAAUGGUUAACAGUACUUUGUUAUUCUUUGAAACAUUCUGGGAUAGCCUGAAGUCACAAAAGGUGCAAUAUAAAGGCACUUUUUUUCUCAGUUUGUCUUUCUUUUUCUUUCUCUCGAUCCCUCUCCUCACUACCCCUACCCAACCCUGCCCCUCUACCCCUCCCCACCCUCUUUU